AUGUUGGUUCCACCUCCUCAAUUCGAAGAUCGUGAUGAACGAGAACUGCUGUUAUGUGGUCCCGGCCCCAGCAACAUAUUACCCUCAGUCCGAAAGGAUUUGACGAAACCAGUACUCUCUCCGAUUUGUGAUGAUUAUUUUAAUAUAAUGUCAGAUAUUAGAACUGGUCUCAAGUAUGCAUUUCAAACGAAGUCGGAACUCAUCCUCGCCAUAAGUGGUUCGGGGCACAGUGGCAUGGAGACAAUAAUAACGAACCUCCUUGGUCCAAACGAUACCCUUUUGAUCGCUAAAAGAGGUAUUUGGGACUUGAGGGCGGAAACAAUCGCUUACAAACAUGGAAUCCCUACGCAUAUUACCGAAGUUCCCUUCAACGCAACAUUUAGUUUCGAGCAAUUAGAAGCAGCAUUGAAGAAUUAUCGUCCAACAGCGCUUUUCAUCACUCAUGGAGAUUCUUCUACGGGCACCAUUCAGAGACUGGAGGGCCUUGGUGAUAUUUGUCAUAAAUACGGAACUCUUUUGCUGGUAGACACUGUGGUGUCACUGGGUGCUGUACCAUUUUUGAUGGAUGAAUGGGGAGUAGACGCAGUGUAUACGUCAACACAAAAAGCUCUGAGUGGACCUGCAGGUAUCACCCCUGUGGCAUUCAGCGAACUAGCACAACAAAAGAUUAACAGACGCACACACGAGCCAGCAUUCUACUUCGACGUUACAUUAAUUGCGAAACAAUGGAAUUGCUUCGAGAAGAGUAAAAAUUACCAUCACACUUUAAGCCCUCCACUAAUAUGGGCAUUGCGCCGUUGCCUUAUUGAGCUUUCAAAUGAAACAUUGCCAAAAGCUUGGUCACGUCAUGCUCAAACAACCGCUUUAUUUCACAAAAUGCUAACCCACUAUGGAUUUGAAUUUCUCAUACCAAAACCUGAAGAUAGACUUGCUACAGUUACUACAGUCAAAGUGCCGAAAGGCUGUGUUGACCAGGAUUUUAUGAAUCAUAUUAGAUACAAACAUGGUAUCGUUAUCUUCGGGGGCUUGGGACCAACAGUAGGAAAGGCACUACGAAUUGGGAUAAUGGGAGUCAACUCCAAUGAGGAUGUCGUUACUAAGGUUGUCCAAGCUAUGGUUGAUGCGACACGGACUGUCGUGAAGAGCAAAAUUUAA
Pieris macdunnoughi is the source of this 1155-nucleotide messenger RNA. Lineage: Eukaryota; Metazoa; Arthropoda; Insecta; Lepidoptera; Pieridae. The record is from the annotation of a GenBank genome assembly.